Messenger RNA from Rhizoctonia solani, 471 nucleotides. RefSeq names its product Derlin-2. The record is from RefSeq and is a predicted model, not a curated record. Gene Ontology annotation, molecular function: misfolded protein binding; ubiquitin-specific protease binding. Lineage: Eukaryota; Fungi; Basidiomycota; Agaricomycetes; Cantharellales; Ceratobasidiaceae. Gene Ontology annotation, biological process: endoplasmic reticulum unfolded protein response. Bases 1 to 471 code for a protein of 156 amino acids. Gene Ontology annotation, cellular component: Hrd1p ubiquitin ligase ERAD-L complex; endoplasmic reticulum membrane. The transcript has 5 exons.
AUGGAGAAUAUUCCAAGGGAAUUCAACAAGAUCCCCCCAGUGACCAAGUUUAUCGUCACUGCGACCGCGAUAGUCUCGGUACCGACGAUGCUCGGAAUCUUCCCGGCCACGUCGAUCGUAUUUGACCCGUAUGGUGUUAUGUACCGCCACGAGGUUUGGAGACUCGGGACGUCUUGGUUCUAUGCUCCGUCGUCGGAGUUUUUCUUGUUUGUGGCUGGAAUGUUCCUCCUCUACCAUUCUGCGUUUAACAUAGAGACAAACUUGUUCCAAGGUCGUUCGGCCGACUUUGCAUGGCAAGUAAUUCUGUCUGGAAUUGCCAUCUUGACCCUGAACGUCCCGCUCAAGACUGGGUGGAAUUCCGUAAGAAAUUUAGAACAGUCGGCGCGUUCUAAAUCGGUCCGUCGGGACGGGACGGAUUCGGCCCGAGGACGGGAGGCUGUGCUGGCUUGGACCAGCACUGGACCGUUCUAA